Molecule: messenger RNA, 411 nt
Organism: Trypanosoma rangeli
Lineage: Eukaryota; Euglenozoa; Kinetoplastea; Trypanosomatida; Trypanosomatidae
Product: hexokinase
Exons: 1
Coding region: 1-411 (136 amino acids)
Biological process (GO): intracellular glucose homeostasis; glucose 6-phosphate metabolic process; glycolytic process
Cellular component (GO): cytosol; mitochondrion
Molecular function (GO): fructokinase activity; glucokinase activity; ATP binding
Source: RefSeq, a predicted model, not a curated record
AUGGCCAAGCCGUGGAGCUUCGAGACGAAGUUCAUGGGUAUGUUGUCUGCGGACCGCAUGCCCGGGCUGCAGUUCACACGCAGCGUCAUCCGCAAGCUGUUCAACGUGGACGUGCCGAGCGUGGAGGACUUGCAUGUGAUCCGUGAUGUUUGCCGCCUGGUGCGUGGGCGCGCUGCACAGAUCAGCGCCAUGUUCUGCAGUGCGCCGCUCGCGAAGACGCACAAGCAGGGCUGCGCAACGGUCGCUGUUGAUGGGUCUGUGUACGAGAAGACACCGUCAUUCCGCCGCCUGCUGCAGGAAACUAUGAACGUCAUUCUCGGCGCGGAUUGCAACGUGAAAAUGGCUCUUGUGAAGGACGGCAGCGGCAUUGGCGCCGCCUUCAUCUCUGCGCUGGCCGUCAACGACAAGUGA